CUCACAGCGUAACGCGGGAGACGGUGAUAGUGACGGGCACGCUCCGCUCCUUGAAGGCGGUGGUGAUGAAGCAGCCGAAGAACAAUUCAACUGGAAGACAACAACCUAAGAACUGAGUGCUGCUGUUAAGUCCAGAUGUUAUUUAUAGUAAUUGCUUUUUGGAUUUUCACUUCUACAAAGAAAGACUAUUUCAUUAACAAAACGUGGGAGAAGUCCACAUGAAAAAGCAGUUACUGGAUGACACAGACCAGUUGUUCCCAAGAGUGCGUGGCUGGAGCCAUAUGAUCUUAUCAACACAUUUGAGAGCCCUACCCAAACACUGAGAGGGAUUUUGCUGCAGCAAUGACUGUCAUAGAAGAAAGUCGCCCUUUUGCCCAGCAGCUAUCCAAUGUGUACUUUACUAUACUUUCACUUUUUUGUUUUAAGCUUUUUGUGAAGAUCAGCCUUGCUAUCCUUAGUCAUUUCUACAUUGUGAAAGGAAACCGUAAGGAAGCAGCAAGGAUAGCUGCUGAAUUUUAUGGAGUUCCUCAAGGACAAGGUUCUUGGGCAGAUCGCUCACCUCUGCAUGAGGCAGCCAGUCAAGGACGUCUUCUUUCUCUAAAGACUUUAUUGUCACAGGGGUACAAUGUAGACACACUAACAAUUGACCAAGUAACUCCACUUCAUGAAGCCUGCCUAGGAGAUCAUGUAGGAUGUGCCAGAAUCCUUCUUGAAGCAGGAGCAAAUGUAAAUGCUACAACAAUUGAUGGAGUGACACCUUUAUUUAAUGCAUGUUCAAGAGGCAGUGCAGCAUGUGCAGAGCUCCUGUUAGAGUAUGGUGCCAAAGCUCAGUGGGAGUCCUGUCUUCCAUCACCAACUCAUGAAGCAGCCAGCAGAGGUCACAGUGAAUGUCUGGAGGUACUGAUAUCCUGGGGUAUAGAUGUUGAUCAAGAUCUUCCUCAUUUGGGAACACCUCUCUAUGUAGCAUGUGUUUCACAGCAGAUCCAUUGUAUUCGAAAGCUUCUUUAUGCAGGUGCCAAUGUGCAGAAAGGAAAGCAUUUGGAAACUCCACUCCAUGCUGCUGCCCAGCAUUCUAGUACAGAGAUUGUAAACUUACUCCUUGAAUUUGGGGCAGACAUAAAUGCCAAAAAUACAGAUUUUGAGAGGCCUGUUGAUCUAGCUGCUCCAAGUGGUUUAGUGGAGAGAAUGCUGCUCCUUCAUGAAGCCACACCACCUUCUCUUUGUCAGCUCUGCCGACUAUGUAUCCGAAAUUACAUAGGAAGAGCUAGACUGCAUCUUGUCCCACAACUCCAGCUGCCAACAAUACUGAAGAAUUUCUUACAGUAUAGAUAAUUUAGUAAUUAACCUUUAGAAAAUUGACUAACAAGUACUUUUCCUCUGUUUAUUGUAUGUUUUAUCUAAAGAACUGCUGGGCGGAAAAAAAAAAGCCUUUUGCAUAUUAAAAAAAUAAAUCUUUGACACCUGGUGUUGGUAUAGAGUAAUAAUUGGGAGCCAUUCAGCAACUGGUACCAAGGUGCUAAUAUGGCUGAAUUGAAUAAGUGUGCUGAUACUCUGGGAAAUGAUUGUGUAGCUUUAGCAUAACACUUACUGAAUAGCUUUAGUGCUGUUAAUUGCAAUUGUAUUUAUACUCUUAAAUUCUGUUUGACACACAAAGAGGUUCUUCAUUAUUUGUUAAGUUUGUCCAUUUGGAGUCAUUAUUUUAUGUCUUUAAAUUUCUAUUGCUUGUGUACCUAAAAGUACUUGGCAAUAGGUACACUAUAUACAUUGAUAAAAAUAAAACAAGUAUAUGUCAA
Apus apus (common swift) is the source of this 1793-nucleotide messenger RNA. RefSeq names its product ankyrin repeat and SOCS box containing 5 (gene ASB5). The transcript has 9 exons. Gene Ontology annotation, biological process: intracellular signal transduction; protein ubiquitination; positive regulation of protein catabolic process. The record is from RefSeq and is a predicted model, not a curated record. Bases 343 to 1332 code for a protein of 329 amino acids. Lineage: Eukaryota; Metazoa; Chordata; Aves; Apodiformes; Apodidae. Gene Ontology annotation, molecular function: protein binding.